GCUUUGAAGUUUUAAGAUAACUCUCGUUGAGAUAUAAUCUUGGUUCAUUCAUGUAUCUUUCCUUUACUCGAGCAUUACACGAAAUCUCCUAUUACAUCCAUAGCGUCAGCACCUCAGGCUAAACGUACAUGUGAAGAUCAUUCGACGUCACAACCUUUUCCUUUAAACACUCUUUACAUACUUGUUUAUCAUUUGUGGGUCUGCUGCAUACUAUGUUUUCGUCUCUGUUCAAGCAUGAAAUGGCAUCAUCUUCUUAGAGUGAUAAGUAAUGAAAGAGGGUUCAAAGUCAAAGGAAACCGCGUCAAAGAAAACUUGGAUGUUUUUGUUUUCUUUUAAGAGAAAGUCCGAUGCGUUUUGAAUAUGAUUCAGAGUCGAAGAUCAAAGGCCCACAUGAUGUGUCGACGUAACCAAAGGGUUCAUAUCUGACUUCACCACACGACGUCACUGCCUAUGGAACCUCUUUCCGCGUUGUCCCUUCCACAUUGGCUAUGCUUACAGAACCCACAUCAAAUUACUGCACCCGAUGGCUUUUGAAAUGUGUUUGACAUCUUUAUAUCCCCCUUCGCUUCCAACCCAACUUCCAUACCUCUUCAAUUCUCUCAAAGUUGGGAGCCUUUCCCUCUUUCCUCUUUUGGGUUCACAGUAAUUGGGAUUUGGGAGUGACCCAUUUGAGUGAAAACAGCUUUCUUGUUUCUGGGUUUCGCCAAAAUUUGAAUCUUUGAAUGACCAUAUUCUUCUUAGAUUCUAUCAACUACUGUGUGUGCCGCCGCCGCCGCCAUUUCUUCUUUGGGAAUUUGUAAUAAUGGAAAUGGAACACAAGAGUUUGAUCACCGAGUUGACUCAGGGGAAGGAGCUGGCCCUUCAACUCAGAACCCAUCUCCACCCUUCUUCUUCCUCUUCCCCAGCAGAACCAUGCUUCUUCUUGACUGAAAUGAUUCAGUCUUCUUUCGAGAAAGCACUCUUGCUUCUGAAAUUCAACUCUUCUAGUUCAAUAAUGCCAGAUCCGACAACCCAUAAAAUUGCUUCGGUGGAAGAAGAAGAAGAAGAAGAAGAAGGAGAACCCCGCAAGAACAAGAGGAAGAACAGUAGUAGAGAUGUGUUGAAGAGGAGAAAAUUACUGCCUAAAUGGACAGAGGAAAUUAAGAUUUGCAGAGGAACUGCCCCUGAAGGUCCUCUCAACGAUGGUUAUAGUUGGAGAAAGUAUGGCCAAAAAGAUAUCCAUGGAGCUAAUUUCCCAAGAUGUUAUUACAGAUGUAGUCAUAGACAUGAACGAGGAUGUUUGGCCACAAAACAAGUUCAAAGAUCCGACAAUGAUCCAAACAUUUUCGACGUAACCUACAGAGGACGACACACAUGUAACCAAUCCACUAAUAAUUUGGGGUUGGUUUCUGGUUCACCUCGAAAUGAAAUCUCUGGAGAUCAAGAAACCGGUCAGACUCAGCAGCGGAACCCGAAUUCCGAAAUUUUCUUCAAUUUCGGUGUUAAAUCGGAGGAUUUUGACGAUGUUUUUCCGCCCAUUUCCUUUCUCUCCUCCCCCAUGAUGGACCUGCCUUUUUUUGCCGACGGCGGCUUGUCUGCAGCGCCAGUUUCGUCAGCCACGUCGGAGGAGACGGCCUGGGACUGGAGCGGCUACCACGGCGGAGGGAUUCAGAUGGUUCAAUCGUCGGAGCAAUCGGACAUGAUUUCGGCGACAACUUCAGUCACCAAUUCGCCGAUUUGUAAUGAGGAUUGGGAUUUCGAUUUUGACCAGAAUUUCCCCUUUGACUCUCUAGAUUUCAUCUCUUCAUAAAGUUUUUUUUUUUUUUUUUUUUUUUUUCCUUUUUACUAAUUUUUCUUCAUUUUCAAUAUAAUUAUUAUUAUUAUUUUCUCCGUGUAACAAUAACUUUGGGGUUAAUUUGUGUAUUUUAAAUUUUGUUUUGUUCUUUAAGUUUGUAAUGUUUUAGUGGUGAAUUUUUUUUUAGAAAUGUAAUGUAAUGAUUUCAUUAA
This is a messenger RNA of Cucurbita pepo subsp. pepo (vegetable marrow), 1986 nucleotides long. Lineage: Eukaryota; Viridiplantae; Streptophyta; Magnoliopsida; Cucurbitales; Cucurbitaceae. The record is from RefSeq and is a predicted model, not a curated record.